Colletotrichum chrysophilum is the source of this 1587-nucleotide messenger RNA. RefSeq lists its product as uncharacterized. The record is from RefSeq and is a predicted model, not a curated record. The coding region runs from base 1 to 1587 and encodes 528 amino acids. Lineage: Eukaryota; Fungi; Ascomycota; Sordariomycetes; Glomerellales; Glomerellaceae. The transcript is spliced from 2 exons.
AUGGCGGCCGAAUUGAGAAGCGAGCUCGAGUACCGUCGCAACUUUGUGAUGCAAUGUCGCGUCGAAGGAUUCGAGUAUGUAGACGGUACCCUGUUGUUCGAAGGGAUCGCCCGCGUCGAUGGGGCCCGGCUGCGCGAGCUCUGUUUCCCCGAUGACAUUGAGGAUCCCGACAAGAGGAGAUCAACAGUCGCUGAAGCCAGAAAGCUUUUUAAGAAGAAGGAGUGGUUCAAAGCGCAGUCAAUGUUCUAUGAUCUGCGACUCACGCAUAUGAAGAUGAAGACACUUAGCGGCUUGCGCUACGACCUCCGUGAGAUGGUAAAGACGGGCCUAUGCGAUAAACUUGCCAAACGUGCAGAUGUGAUCGAUUCGGCAUUCGAAGAUGCCGAGCGGAUGCGUCGGGAAAAGGAGUCAAUAUUCCUCGAAUUUAGUGACCCUACCAUCAAGGCGGCUUGGGACAUCGAUCUCUUCAAAGAACACUUUUUCUUAAAGGAUGGGGAGCCAGAUCCAAAUGUCACGCCUGAGCCUAUUGUUCUUCGCGAUAUCGAUCCUCAACUGAUGUUUGAGAUUCCCUCAAUGGUAGAGGAGAUCGACGGGCUUUACCUAGCUCCGGGACUCCUCAACGGAAAGCCUUUCGCCGUUAUUGGCUGGGACAGGGAGGAAGUGAAGAACACAGGUCUGGCAGAGAACGCAAAGUUUCAGUCUGGUCCUACUAGUUCUUCUAAGUAUGUUCCUCCAAAGAAGCCAUGGCAGCAAGCUAUGGACGACCACCGCAAAUACCUCUCAGAAUCCGCUGAAGCUGCUGAGGCGAGACUCAAGGAAGAGGACAUUCUGGAGUUUACGCCGAAGGAAAUGCUUCUCGGAGACGCCAUCGGGUCAUACGUCGUCAAGUGCCCUCAACUACAGAUGAAGUAUGCGAUGUAUGGCGCUGUGUUUCAUUUGAACAUCCAGGACCAUCCGGGGAUGGAAGGAAGGGAUGGACUUCUUACUGCCAGCAUGAGCUUUGGCGUUGUGAGCGGUAUCAUGCUCCUCUCUUUCUCCAAAGAUACUCUGAUUAAGGCUUCAAAUGGGUGGGCGCAAGAAUUUCUGGACGAAGAUGAAUAUUCUGAUGUCCCGCCUCUGGAAAAUAUCGAGCCAUAUAUUGUAGAACGACCGCUCGAACGGGACGAUGAUGAUGCUGCACCUGAGCAGCCAACAGGCAAGUCAAGAAAACGUUCCGCGGCUGCCCUUGGCAGCAAAGCGCGGCGUCCGCAAACGCGCAAGAAGCGCAAGCCGAAUUCGCGACAGACGUUUGAGGGCUGCCGACGGCUUUAUUUUCUCUGGAAGGGUAAAGAGAAGCUCGGAGAAGAGCCGGUGGAAAGCCACGGUUUCCUCGACUUCAAUGCCACCUGCACUGGCUUUAAGGGGCUCACUUGGAUAGACACGUUCCAAGUCGAGAACCUGGAAUGUGCGUUCCAGGGCUACAAGGUCAUACCAAAGCCUCCACAGCCCCCUGAUGAAGUAUCAAACUUGGAAGAUACAGAAAGCUCUGAUAGCGACUCUGAUGAGGUACCGGAGAGCUUCUUGGUCAACUUUCUUCUAGAACGAUGA